Messenger RNA from Magnolia sinica, 3777 nucleotides. RefSeq names its product kinesin-like protein KIN-14I. Gene Ontology annotation, molecular function: ATP binding; microtubule binding; microtubule motor activity. Gene Ontology annotation, biological process: microtubule-based movement. The record is from RefSeq and is a predicted model, not a curated record. The transcript is spliced from 20 exons. Bases 409 to 3777 code for a protein of 1122 amino acids. Lineage: Eukaryota; Viridiplantae; Streptophyta; Magnoliopsida; Magnoliales; Magnoliaceae.
UGGUUUCUCCCCCAGCCGCGAAAAAGAAACCGUUCGGACUCCGAACCUCUCGAUUCGGGACGAGGCUCGGCAGCUCGGUUUCAUAUUAGAAGCAGAACGACGACGUCGGAAAGGGAGAGAGAGAGCGGAAGAGGCUCUCAAUAGCAGCAGCUUUCCCAAAACCCUAAUUUCCCUUUUCUUCUCUUCUCCUUCCAUUCCUCUCUCUCUCUCUCUCUCUCUCUCUCUCUCUCUCUCUCUCUAUCGAUUCUCGUGAAAAGGUUCGAUUUCUGGAAGCUUUUUUCUGCUGCAUCAAUGGCGGAGAGCUUCGAUUCUUAAGGCUUUUGCUCUCUGGUGGCGGGAAUUUCAGUUCGAUUUGCUUUUGGAAUUCUCCUUUUUUCCUUUUGUUUUACUUGAAUUUUGGAGGGAGGAAUGGCGGAUGGAGGGAUUUUGUCGUUCUCAGUAGCUUCUGUGGUGGAAGACGUUCUUCGGCAGCAUGGGAGUCGGUUGAGCGAUAUCGAUCUGGCUUGGCGGAAGGCCGAAGAAGCAGCACUAAGAAGGUAUGAGGCAGCAGGGUGGCUAAGAAAGAUGGUCGGAGUCGUCGGAGGUAAAGAUUUGCCAGCAGAGCCUUCAGAGGAAGGCUUUAGGCUGGGUUUAAGAAAUGGAAUAAUACUUUGCAAUGUUCUCAACAAGGUUCACCCUGGCUCAAUUCCAAAGGUGGUCGAGGCUCCGGUUGAUUCAGUUCUUCUCCCUGAUGGUGCAGCUUUAUCAGCAUAUCAAUACUUUGAGAACGUGAGGAACUUCCUUAAUGCUGUGCAGGAGAUGGGGCUUCCUACAUUUGAGGCAUCAGAUCUCGAGCAGGGAGGGAAAGGCACAAGAGUUGUGAACUGUGUCUUGGCACUUAAAUCCUAUAGUGACUGGAAACAUAUAGGUGGAAAUGGUUCAUGGAAAUAUGUUGGCAGCUUGAAAUCCUUCAGCUCAGGAAAAAGUUUUGUGCGAAAGAAUACAGAACCUUUCAUGAAGCCCUUGUCAAGGAAUGCAUCAAUGAACGAGAGACUUGUGGAUGGUUUGCCUGUUGAUCAGAAUUCGAACGAGGACCUUCCCCAAGGAUCCCCUGAAAUGAUUAGUUCUGGUUCUUUGAAUAUCAUCCGUGCAGUUCUAUCGGACAAGAAGCCCGAAGAAGUUCCAAUACUGGUGGAAUCCAUGCUAAAUAAAGUUAUGGAGGAGUUUGAGCGUCGCCUUGCAAGCCAAAAUGAGUUGGUGAAACCUGUUCUAAAAGAUCUUGAUACAUCUGAUGGCAACAAAUUUCUUCACAAAGAUCUUGAUACAUCUGAGGGCAACAAAUCUCCUCAGAAAGAUCUUGAUACAUCUGAGGGCAACAAAUCCCCUCAGAAAGCUGAAGGAUGUGGUGAAAUGAAGAAGGAAUUAGAAGAUGAAGAUUCCACACAGGUAGAGGAGGGAUGCUUUCAUGUAAACUCAGUUGAAGACGAGGAAUCAAAACAUCGGAUUCUCAAGCAGCAACUUCUCUUUGACCAACAAAAAAGAGAUAUUCAGGAAUUGAAACAUACUCUUCGUACUACCAAAGCGGGUAUGCAGUUUAUUCAGAUGAAGUACUCCGAGGAGUUCUCCAAUCUUGGCAGGCAUUUGGCUGGCCUUACUCAUGCUGCUUCUGGGUAUCAUAGAGUUCUUGAGGAAAACAGGAAGCUAUACAAUCAAGUACAAGAUCUUAAAGGAAGUAUCAGGGUGUACUGCCGUGUGAGACCCUUCUUGCCUGGACAACCACAUCGUCUAACCACUGUGGAUCGUCUAGAUGAUGGAAGCAUUACAAUUAUCACCCCUUCAAAAUACGGAAAAGAAGGGCGGAAGUCGUUCAACUUCAACAAAGUGUUUGGUCCGUCUGCAGCCCAAGAGGAGGUCUUCACAGAUACUCAACCUCUGAUUCGUUCUGUCCUCGAUGGCUAUAAUGUUUGUAUAUUUGCAUAUGGCCAAACAGGCUCAGGAAAGACUCACACUAUGACCGGACCUAGAGAGCUUACAGAACAAACACGAGGCGUAAACUUCAGGGCGUUAGGUGACUUAUUUCAACUGUCUAAACAGCGUAGGGAUGCUAUUUCUUAUGAUAUUUCUGUUCAGAUGAUGGAGAUUUAUAAUGAGCAAGUCAGGGAUCUCCUUGUCACGGACGGUCUUAACAAAAGAUUAGAAAUCCGUAAUACUUCUCAGAAGGGAUUCAAUGUGCCAGAUGCGAGCUUGGUACCUGUUUCGUCAACAUCUGAUGUGAUCGAACUGAUGAACAUUGGGCACAGGAAUCGUACAGUGAGUGCAACAGCCUUGAAUGAUCGUAGCAGUCGCUCCCAUAGUUGUCUGACAGUUCAUGUUCAAGGAAGAGACCUAGUAUCUGGAACUACUCUUCGUGGAUCCAUGCAUCUUGUUGACUUGGCGGGAAGUGAGAGGGUUGACAAAUCUGAGGUCACAGGUGACAGAUUGAAGGAGGCCCAACACAUAAACAAAUCACUCUCGGCUUUAGGCGAUGUGAUCUCUGCCCUUGCGCAAAAGAAUUCACAUGUCCCUUAUAGGAACAGCAAACUCACACAGUUGCUUCAAGACUCCCUUGGGGGGCAUGCGAAGACUCUUAUGUUUGUUCACAUUAGUCCUGAAGCUGAUGCUAUUGGAGAAACGAUUAGUACGCUCAAAUUUGCUGAGCGGGUUGCCACUGUUGAGCUUGGUACUGCCCGGACGAACAAAGAAGGUGGAGAUGUCAGGGAGCUCAAGGAACAGAUUGCUAAUCUUAAAGCGGCAUUAGCAAGGAAAGAGGGAGAAUCAGAGCACAUACAAAGUCUGAUAUCGAGCCCUGAAGUACAGAGAACGAAGGUUGGUCUGUCAUCUCCUAUAUAUUCAUACCAACAUGAUGAAGGAGAGAUGUCAGCUGGUCAAAAUUACCACAGGCAACUAGUGGAGGAUGUAGGAGGUCACGGUAACCACAGGCAACCAGUGGAGGAUGUAGGAGGUCACUGUAACCACAGGCAACCACUGGAGGAUGUAGGAGAGAUAGAGCUUGGAAGCAACUCUGGAUUGCGCCAGAAUGGGUCAAACUUCGAUCCCCAAGACCUCUUAUUGCCUACAAACUUGGCGCCAUGGACUGAAACCAGUCCAAAAGUAGAACUCCAUGAGGGAGAUGAGAGAGAAACGGUGUCCGGAGAUUGGGUCGAUAAGAUCGCCGAGAAUAGGCAAGAAGUAAAUAAAGGAAGUGACAAUCCAUCAAAACGAUGGGAAGGAAGCAGUAGUUCCUUGCCUGAGCUGUUUUACCAGACUUACCACCCCAGCUUGGUAACUUGCACGGAUAAACAGUCUGGCAGACAGGGAAGUAGGAAGGAGAACCGUGAAAAUGAGAUGGCAAUGACUGAUGAUUCAGAUCUUGAGAUGGCCACUAGUGAUUCUUCUGAAGCAGAUUGGCAAUUAAAUCUUCCUAGAACUACAAGCAUGGACAGCCUGAAUAUGCCAAAGAUCAAGAAGCCUCAAUCGAAGCUGGUAAAGAGCUCUGGUCUAAGGAGUCCAAGUCCAUCUCUGUCAUGGAAAGCAACGAAUGGGGGUAGCAAGUCUCUAAGCCGGACUGGAAGACCGCCAAGCGUUGACAGGAGACCACCAAGCGUUGACAGGAGACGGUCAUCAUCAGUUGGGAAAAAUGGCAGAGAGAACACAGGUGAUAUUUUUCUAGAUGAAUGGACCAUCUUGCCUUACAAAUUUCCUUGGGUAAGGCAGCAAAUUUCAUUACUUUUUAAGGGCCCGUUUGGAUGCGCCCCAUAA